UAUAUAUACACAGACACUUACAGAUAGAGAGUAUGGCCGGUUGGGCAAUAGCUGUGCACGGCGGCGCUGGGGUGGAUCCGAACCUUCCUAAGGAGCGGCAGGAGGCGGCGAAGAAGCUUCUCACACGGUGCCUCACCAUCGGAAUAUCCGCUCUCCGAUCAUCCAUGUCCGCCAUUGACGUCGUCGAGCUCGUCGUGCGCGAACUGGAAACGGAUCCUAUAUUCAAUUCUGGCCGUGGAUCUGCUCUGUCGGAAAAAGGGACGGUGGAGAUGGAGGCGAGCAUUAUGGACGGCGCCGGCCGGCGGUGCGGCGCCGUCUCCGGCGUGUCGACGGUGAAGAAUCCGGUGUCCCUUGCCCGCCUUGUUAUGGAUAAGUCGCCGCAUUCUUACCUCGCCUUUUCCGGCGCUGAAAAAUUUGCCAAACAACAGGGUGUGGAGAUGGUCGACACAGAGUAUUUCAUCACCGAGGACAAUCUUGGCAUGCUCAAAUUGGCAAAGGAAGCCAAUUCAAUCCUCUUCGACUACAGAAUACCGACCGUCGGAUCAGAAUCAUGCGGCGCGGCGGCGGAGGCGCCGCCGAUGAUAAUGAACGGGCUUCCGAUCAGCGUGUACGCGCCGGAGACCGUCGGCUGCGUGGCGGUCGACGGCGAGGGGCGGUGCGCCGCCGCGACGUCCACCGGCGGCCUGAUGAACAAAAUGAUCGGGCGUAUCGGCGACUCGCCGUUGAUCGGCGCCGGAACUUACGCCGGCGAACUCUGCGGCGUUUCGUGCACCGGCGAAGGCGAGGCGAUAAUCCGGGGGACCCUCGCCCGUGACGUGGCGGCGGUUAUGGAGUACAAGGGGCUGAGCCUCCAGGCGGCGGUGGACUUGGUGAUCGGAAAGAGGCUGGACGGCGGCGGGAAGGCGGGGCUGAUCGCGGUGUCGAGCAAAGGGGAGGUGGCGUGGGGAUUCAACACCGUUGGAAUGUUCAGAGGAUGCGCGACGGGGGAGGGUUUCAUGGAAGUCGGAAUUUGGGAUUGAAUUUUAUUUAUUUUAAUUAAUUAAUUAGUAAAUUGUUUUGUGGGCAUUUUAAUUAAUUAUAUAUUUUAUUUUAUUUUAUUUUAUGUUUUUAAAUUUGUCUGUGGAGAAUUGU
Andrographis paniculata is the source of this 1131-nucleotide messenger RNA. Its product is annotated as probable isoaspartyl peptidase/L-asparaginase 2. NCBI's taxonomy places the organism in Eukaryota, Viridiplantae, Streptophyta, Magnoliopsida, Lamiales, Acanthaceae. Gene Ontology annotation, molecular function: hydrolase activity. The record is from RefSeq and is a predicted model, not a curated record. The transcript has 4 exons. Bases 33 to 1019 code for a protein of 328 amino acids.